Messenger RNA from Saccoglossus kowalevskii, 876 nucleotides. RefSeq names its product neuroglobin-like. The record is from RefSeq and is a predicted model, not a curated record. Lineage: Eukaryota; Metazoa; Hemichordata; Enteropneusta; Harrimaniidae. Gene Ontology annotation, molecular function: oxygen binding; heme binding.
CUCAACAGCUGGUCUAAGUUCGUUUACAUCACAUUGAUAUGGUAGGUUCAUUGUUCCAACGCAUCAGUCGUACAUACAUUCUUGGAUUGACGGUGCGUCGGUUAGUCAUCACGCACAUUGCAUUUCCCCAGCUGACAGACACACGUACGAGAAAUCAGCCCUGUUGAAGUUCACAAAGCUACGCGGGUUGCCCGUCAUCUACCACGUCAGGCGUGUAGACCAUAUAUAUAUAUAUAUAUAUCUAUGUUUGAAAAUCGUGGGAGUCGAGCUGGGCUAUAUUUACUAAGGAGAAGAGCUACACACUGUCACAGCAUACUGAGCAAUUGAUGGAGAAUGGGGAACGAGGUCGCCAAAUCAAGCAGGUCGAGUACAAGUCAAUCGCUGUCGAAGGAACAAGAGAAGAUACUUGUCCAAACCUGGCUGAGCAUUCGAGGAGAUUUAGAACGGAUUGGAUUAUUAAUGUUUACUGGAUUGUUCGAGCACCACCCUGAAGCCAAAGUUAUGUUUGGCUUGUCAGAUACAGCUAUGUCACCAAAGGACAAGGAAAACACAGCUCUAAUAAAGGAACAUGGCCUCAGAUUUAUGAACGUGGUCAGAGAUGUACUUACACUUAUUUCAGAGAAAAACGGAUCACAAGCUGAAUGUGUGUUGAUAGAUCUUGGGAGGCGCCAUUGUUCAUACAACGCUGAUAUUAACCUUAUUGAUGUCUUCGGGCAGCAAUUUAUAGCAUCAAUACAACCAACGUUAACAGGAUCUUGGGAUAAAAAGGUCGAAGAUGCUUGGAUACAAUUAUUUAAAUACAUAGCAUUUACAAUGAAGCAGGGAUUGGCUGCAGAACUCAUAGAUAAGUCAUUGAAGCUAAAUGGCAAGCCUUAA